Molecule: messenger RNA, 4732 nt
Organism: Danio aesculapii
Lineage: Eukaryota; Metazoa; Chordata; Actinopteri; Cypriniformes; Danionidae
Gene: gdpd5b
Product: glycerophosphodiester phosphodiesterase domain containing 5b
Exons: 17
Coding region: 351-2105 (584 amino acids)
Biological process (GO): positive regulation of neuron differentiation; lipid metabolic process
Cellular component (GO): plasma membrane
Molecular function (GO): glycerophosphodiester phosphodiesterase activity
Source: RefSeq, a predicted model, not a curated record
AGCACGAGCGCAGGUACAGCACUCAACUGACAACACAAAGAACGCCGGAGAGAACAAACAAACAGCAUGUGCUUUUAAUUCAAACACUUUUUAAUCCUACCCCAAAGUGCUUCUCGUGUCUGCACACCGGGUGCCUUUUUAUUUGGUCUCUUCUUCUUUUUAAUAUCCUUCGAGUGAGUUGCAGUGUCAGUUGUUGGCUACCUGUCCCGUUAGGUGUGAAAGGAAGGACACAGGAAACGUUCAUUUAAAGUUCACUUGCUGAGCAACUACAAGACAAACGCCUCUAGAUAAGGGUCCUUGGCGGUCAUUGGGAUGAUAGUGAAGCGGGUUGGAGUCUGGAUUGAAGGAGCAUGGUGAAGCACCAACCAUUACAGGUCUAUGAGAGACAGCUGUGUUUAUCAUGUCUAACCGGGAUCUACGGCUGCCGCUGGAAACGUUACCAGAGGUCACAUGAUGACACCACCAAGUGGGAGUGUUUGUGGUCCCUCAUUCUCUUCUUCACUUUCUCCUUGUUGCUGGUGUGGUUUUACUUCUGGUGGGAAGCCCACAAUGACUACAGCGAGUUUAACUGGUUUUUAUAUAACCGUUCAGGGGAGUGGAGUGAUGGAACCGUUCCCAUAUUGGCCACCACUGCAGCUGGUUUCACCUAUAUUGCAUUUUUAAUGAUUUUAGCCCUGUGCCAUGUAGCUGUUGGGCAGCAGUUAAACCUUCACUGGCUCCACAAGAUUGGUGUAACAGUCGCUUUGCUCACUACAAUAAUUGGUGUGAUAUCUGUCACUCAGAUGUGGGGAGAAGAAUGGGAUGUAGUUUGGAUUUCUCUUCAGGCAACGGGUCCCUUCCUGCACAUCGGUGCUUUAGCUGCAGUUACUGCUUUAGCCUGGCUGGUGGCUGGACAAGUGGCAAGAGCUGAGAAAACCAGGUUUCAGGCGAUGGUUCUGCUCCUCUACCUGACUGUUCUCCUCACCCUCUACUUCAUUCCUCUGUCAAUCUCCUCACCCUGCAUCAUGGAGCGAGGGAGUCUCAAAGCAGCACCCGCCAUCAUCGGCCAUCAAGGAGCUCCAAUGCUGGCUCCAGAGAACACUCUCUUAUCUUUCAACAGAGCUCUGCAGAGAAACGUUAGUGGAUUGGAGACCGAUGUGACCAUCAGUCUCGAUGGUGUGCCGUUCCUCAUGAGAGACCGGACGCUAAGGAGAACCACCAAUGUGAGGAGAGUGUUUCCAGAGAGACAGUAUGAGGAUGCUUCACUCUUCAACUGGACUGAUCUGAGUACGCUCAAUGCCGGCCAGUGGUUUCUAAAGGAUGAUCCCUUCUGGACUGUGCAGUACAUGUCGACAACUGAGCGCUGGUCGGUGGGAAACCAGACCGUGUGCAGCCUGGAGCAGAUGCUCAAACUGGCGGCUAAGUACAAGAGCUCAGCUUUAUUCACAGUGCGCAGACCACCAGUCAGUCACCCGCACCACAACGACUGGGUCAACCUCACCCUGGACACUGUUCUGGGGUCAGGAAUACCACAACAACAGGUGAUGUGGACGGUGGACAGUAACCGGGAAAUGGUGAGGAAAGUGGCUCCAGGUUUCCAGCAGACAUCAGUGCAGAAGCUGCCCUUCGAUACACUCCAUCAUAAUGGCAUCAGCAGACUCCUGCUGCGUUACAACCAGGCCUCUGAGCAGGACAUCCGGCUGUAUAAAGAGAACAACAUCAGCGUGAGUCUAUAUACAGUGAAUGAGCCGUGGCUGUAUUCUCUGCUGUGGUGCAGUGGGGUGCCGUCCGUCUCCUCUGAGGCCCCGCAGGUGUUGAGGAAGCUGCACUAUCCACUCUGGCUCAUGACUCCAGAUGAGUACUGUUUGAUAUGGAUCUCCACUGACCUCAUCUCCUUCGCUGUAGUUCUGGGAAUAUUUAUAUUCCAGAACUAUCACAUGAUCAGGUGGAGAAUGAGUGGCAUGCGUAGCUACAACCCGGAGCAGAUCAUGCUGAGCGCAGCCGUCAGGAGAUCCAGCAGAGAUGUCAACAUCAUGAAGGAGAAGCUCAUCUUCUCUGAGGUGAGCAAUGGAGUCAACGGUGAUGAAGCAUAUUCAGAAAAUGGAUUUAACUACUACACCAAUUAAGACGUUGCUCACUGACACUGAUUGAGUGAAAAAUCACAUCACAUCCUGAACCAACAUGUGAUGUAUCCUCUGAACUACUGACUCAACUCUCAGUCUACUGUCAAUAAUGGGCCCUUGUACAGAAAUAUAGUUUUUUCUCCUGCUGUUAAGUUGCUUGUUUAAAAUUCUGGACAGUAAACGAUCAAAUCUGUGGCCUCUUUCCCCCCACGUAACGCUUGAGGAUGCUGGAAUGCACCUUUUGUUGCUUCGUAUUGCAAGCAUGCCUAGUGGAUUUUUACCUGUCGGUUUUUGGGGAUUUUAUUUUUUCUAAUCUUCCAUAGCCAGCCAAUGUGGAGUAGACCAUAUACAUAUAUAUUAAGCCAGUUUUUAUUUCCUAGACCUUGAUUUGGUGUGAUGAUAUUCACAGUCUAAUGAUGCCUUCUGUUCAAACGGUUGUGGGUUUUCAAGAACAACAACAACAACAACAAAAAGGUGUUUACUGAGUGCCUGCCUUUAGCCUUCCAGUGAUAUUUACUGUGUUUGAUUAUAUACCGACUGUUUAGCAUGUGGUUCAGUUGUCGUUAUUGGAGGCAAUCACCCAGCCUUAUCAUCUUGGUCAGUUUGAUUGGCAGAUUACAUGGAAGAUGUGAGCACGUGUUCUGCUUGUGUAUACAGUAUAUGGAAGCCAGAUUAAGAAGAACAGUAAAAAAGGUAACUCUUUCCUUUAUGAUUUAGAGUUUGUAUCAAUUUUCUCACAAUUUAAGAAAUUGCAAGAUUAUUCAGAGGGAAAAAAAGUCAGAAUUGCAAGGUAAAAAUAAACAAUUCUGUGUUUUAAAAAUCAGAAUGGUAAAUUUACACACUGUAGUUUUCUCAGAAUGUUUUAUAUGUUCUCACCAUUCUGACUAGUUGGUGGAGUUUAUCUCACAAUUCUGACUUUUUUGGGAACUGAAACUGUCUUUGUUGUGAGUUUAUACAGUCUUGCCGUUCUGACCUAAAGUAUUUUUGUAGGCUUUUUACAAUCAAAAUCAAUUCAAAUUGUUAAAUGCAAAGUUAUAAAAUAUCAAAUUCUAGAAAAUGGUUAUUGUACAUUUUCCCCACUAAUGUUAUACAAAUUUCAUGCAGUUCUGAGAUUUUGAGAUAUUUUGACUUUAUUUUUUGUAUUUUUUAUUCUUGCGAUAUGUUUUUUCCUCAGAAUUGACUGUAUCUGACCCAAUUGUAAGCUUAUCAACUUUCUUUAAUAAUUAUUUAAUAAAUUCAUCUUUAUUUAAAUUUUUAAUUUCGCAUUUGUGUAGUUGCAAAUUAAAACUGUGAUUUAACCUCUUAACUGUCGGUUAACCCUACUUUUUGAUCUUUGUCAUAAAAAUUAAGCCUUGGUGCAAAAAUGUAAACUUGGUCUCGUUUUAAAGAUGACAGAUGUCAGACUGUUGCUGAAGUGAAAAAAAGUACAAAAAGUGAAACAAAAACAAAAGUUAUGUGCCUUUGUUUAUGAAAAUUAUAAAUCAAUAAAUGUAUAUAUUUUUUGUUACAUUUUAAAAAACCUGUUUUAACCUAAAAUUGACAGAAAAAGCAAAGCUUAAUAUAAAAAAACCGAAAAUAUCCAAAUUUAAAGUCGAUAUCCCUUAAAAAAUCAGCUUUUGCAAGAUUUUGUUUGACCGCAGUACCAAACAUGACCACCAUUCUGUUUCCAUUGGUGCCAAUACAAGAGCGCCCCCAAAGUUUUAAGGAAUAUGAACCGUUUCUUUUUUUUAAUUCUAUUGACAAUAUUUAUAAUGUAGACAUACAAUUCUAAAGUAGUAUGGGAAGUUUGAUGGUAUUUGAUUUGAAUUUAGCUUCUGAAAAAGCAUCUAAAAAUUACAUGUGGAAAUCAAAGUAAUGCUUUACAGCUCUGAGAAUCCUUGUCGCAAAUUAUUAAACUGUUGCUCACUAAUAUCUAUCAAAAAUCACCAGAAGUCACCAGCUUUCAAGUGAUGUAUAGUUUGUCAUAAUUGCUUUAUGUUUAGACUACAAUAUCAAGGCUUUACAAUGUAACUGUAAAUGGUCCCACAUGUGACUGUAAAUGUGUUUUCAUUUAUUACUCUUCCUACGUAAUUGCAAAAAAGUGAUCUAAACUGUGACAGUUAAGGGGUUAAACAAAUCCGCAUAGUCAGAAUGUGCAAUAAAAAGACAAAGGAAGUCAGUUGCCUUUUUAAUUAAUGGCAGAAACAAGCUUCCCUACAUAAAUCCCAGUAAUUGGGUUAAAUUGGGGGAUUCUGGAAACCAAAUCUGAAAGAUCCAGGAAGAGUGUCUGGUAGAUAUAUAGUCUAGAUUUUAUAGUUGAACACUGGUCACAAAGGAAGCUGGCUUGGAGUUUGGAUGCAGUGCAAUAUUACUUGGACACUGUCCUAUAAUAAAAAGUGUUUGGAUAUUGUUCCGUGAUUUUCAUUUUAUUUCUAAACUUCGUUUUAGUCUCGUAUUCAUGUGUUGUACAGCUCGUGGCACUGCUGAGGUGCCCUGACCCGUGAUGUAAUGUAAAUGUGAGAUGUGACAUUGUUUACAGUGGUUUGUUCUGUCACACAGAGGAACGGGGCUGAACGCUUGUGCUGUUUGAUGUUUUUAUUUUGUAUUGAUGUGUUUCAGAGAUCAAUCAAUAAACAAAACUGCAGAUUUAA